AAGGAUGUUAUGCUGAUGAGGCAUAUUUCACACUUGAAAGAUGCAGGGAUUUGAAUUUUGCUACCAUCUUACGUUGUAAAGUAGUGGUGACGCUUACAGCAUGGGACAGUACAUACACAUGUUCAUACUAGCACCAUGGUAAUAUUCAUUCUGCACCCACAGAUUCUGAACAGGGAUGGAGGGACACUCAGCCGGUGGCUCAGCGCAGAUCUCUGUCAGGAUGCUCUAGAGCUGAGAUGGCUCCGUUUCCUGUGAAGCGCUCCUGGAGUUCCUGCUUGGCGUGAGCUCCUUCGUGAAACUGUCGCUGCUUCAUGGUCCAGGGACCGGGCGUUCUGAGUGGGAGAACGGUAUCUGAGCAUAGCAGCGAGCCUGCCUUCCUCCCUGGCAGGAUGAACCGCUACACCACCCUGAGGCAGCUGGGUGACGGCACCUACGGCAGUGUGCUCAUGGGCAAGAGCAACGAGUCCGGCGAACUGGUGGCCAUUAAGAGGAUGAAGAGAAAGUUCUACUCUUGGGAAGAAUGUAUGAACUUGAGAGAAGUGAAAUCUCUGAAGAAGCUGAGUCAUGCCAACGUUGUGAAACUAAAGGAAGUCAUCAGGGAGAACGAUCAUCUCUACUUCGUCUUUGAGUACAUGAAAGAGAAUCUCUACCAGCUGAUGAAGGACAGGGAAAAUAAGAUGUUCUCUGAAAAUGAGAUCAGGAACAUCAUGUUCCAGGUGCUGUCUGGCUUAGCGUUUGUCCACAAGCAUGGUUUUUUCCAUCGGGACAUGAAGCCCGAGAACCUGCUCUGCAUGGGCCCGGAGCUCGUCAAGAUCGCGGACUUCGGAUUAGCGCGGGAAAUCCGCUCUCGGCCGCCGUACACUGACUACGUGUCCACGCGAUGGUAUCGAGCUCCAGAGGUGUUGCUGCGCUCCUCGGUGUACAGCUCCCCCAUAGACAUGUGGGCGGUGGGCUGCAUCAUGGCCGAGCUCUACACCCUGCGGCCCCUCUUCCCCGGGAACAGCGAGGUGGACGAGAUCUUCAAGAUCUGCCAGGUCCUGGGGACAGUUAAAAAGAGCGACUGGUCGGAGGGCUACCAGCUGGCGGCGGCCAUGAACUUCCGCUUCCCGCAGUGCGUCCCCACCAACCUGAAGACCCUCAUCCCCAACGCCAGCAGCGAGGCCAUAUCUCUGAUGAGAGACCUGCUGCAGUGGGACCCGCAGAAGCGACCCACAGCCGCCCAGGCUCUGCGGUACCCCUACUUCCAGGUGGGCCAGGUGCUGGGCCCUCCCCCACAGUACGUAGGGCAGCAGAAGGCCCAGGUGAGGACGGUCCAGGCCCCGGAGCCCAAGCCCCUCCCCCUGGGCAAGCCAGAUCAGCAUUCCCCAGCUCGGAGGACUUCGAUCCCCGCCCCGGUUCCCGCCAGGGCCCACCAGCAGCCCCUGCAGCAGAUCCCCCUGCCCCAGGAGAGCCUGCAGUCCCACGGCCACAAGCAGGAGCAGCCGGCCUCUCCCACCCCCAAGAACAGCAGCCCCCCUGUGAAACCAUCUCCUUCGGGGACUGAGAACAGCGCUGUCGGGGUCAAGAGUGGCCGGAGACGCUGGGGUCAGACUGCCGUGAAAACGGUCGAUAGUUGGGAUGAGUUUGAUGACUCAGACAUGGGAGUGUCCUUCUCCAAAAAACCCAGCAUGGUGUCCAUCAAGGAGAAAGCGCUGGAGGGACAACUGGAACCAAAGCCGCUUAGUACCUACACUGCUGUGAUCAAAUUGCCAAGCAUUGCCACCACCCUCAACAGGACCGACUCUGAGACCUCCAACUCCUCAGCAAGACAGCAUUACCUGCGGCAGUCCAGAUACCUGCCAGGAGUGAAUCCUAAGAACACAUCCUUGAUUGGGAACAAGGAGCCAGGCCGAAGUCUAUGGGGCAAUCCUACCUCUCUAGUGAAUAAACCACUGGGGCCCAUUGGAUCUGAUCUCUCCGUCUCUAGAGUUAAUGCAGAAGAUCCUAAACCUACUGAUAAAUCCAUUGUAAGAGAAAAGACUCUCGACAAAGUAGAACUGCCCAAAGGUACCUGUCAUUUCACUCUGAGAAACUUUAUGACCUCAAACUACAACCCAGGUGGAGGUUAUGUGUCCUCCUUUCAGAAGAAGGAGGUGGGAUCUGCAGGACAGAGGAUUCAGCUUGCCCCCCUUGGAAGCACGUCUGCAAUUGACCUUUCUCCCACUGCUGAACUUAAAACUGAUAAACCGAGACCAUCCAAGCUUAAGUCCACUUCCAAUAAGGCCUUGGUUGAAACAACUGAAGAGUAUGAAGGGUGGAAGAGCAAGAUGGCAAAAUCCCAAAUCCCUGGAUCCAGCUUUACGAUGCCAGGAAAGUCCCUUCUGUCCAGAGCACCCCCUAUACAGCCAGUGCAUGGAAGAGUAGACUGGGCAGCCAAAUAUGGAAGCCAUCGGUAGCUCUGCCUACUUGGACCCUUCCUAGCCCCACCCAGAAAGACAUAUACACACUGUUUCCUCAUACCCCUCACUCACAGAUGCAUGGCUACCCUGUGGGCUGCACAGGGAAGGACCUGUCCACUGCUCAGGAGGGCUUCUCCAUCUUAUGGAGGCCAUCAUGACUGCUGAUGCUUCGUCCGCUGACAGUGCAAAUUGUGGUUCCUUUUGGACUGAUGAUGUCAUGCUCGUCUCAAGAAAGGAUUUUUUUUUUUGGGGAGGGUUUUAAAAACAAAAAUCUGUUAGCCACAUUUGUUUUGAUUCAGGUGAUUUCAACAUGAGAAUGUUUUAUGUUGAAAAGCAGGUCAUGGGGAUGGAACAAAAAAAAGAAAUUGACUUCCGGCCACGAAGGCUGGCAUUUAUACUCGCUACACAAGUGUUUUGUAAUUAAGGGAAGUUUUGGAAACUUUUUUUGAUUAACCAUUUAAACAAAUUUACUUGCAUAUUAUUUUUAACUUUUACUACGAUAAAUUUAUAUAAAAGAGCGUGAGACUUUCAUUUGGCAUUAAAUAAUCAGAGAUGGUUUCAGGAUGUUUUAUGUGAUGUUCACGUGUGAAGUAGAUACGCACUCAUGCAGGGAAGUACAGUGCACUGCUGUGUUAGCAGAGGUUCUAUUCCCUCUUAUGUCCAAUGUUAAGUUUUGGUCUUUUUUCUUUGUCCAAGUUCAGUGUUUCUUGCUGCACAGCAUUGACCAGGGUCCUACUUCAUUGGCAUAAUUAGUUUAGAACUUGGGUGGCUCUCCUUCCCACAUUCAAAAGGCAUUUUAAACAAACCGGCUAAAAAGAGGAAGGAAGGAUAAUUACACCCUAACACUACCCUGAAAUGAACAUCAGACCCGUCUGAUCUUAAUGUCCAUUUAAACAUUACAUAUUUACUUCAAUCAGUUACAUGUACUCUUUGCAAAGAAAAAUCUGAAAACCGUCUGACCAGAUGUGUAAAGAUGAAGACUGGUAUGCUUAAUACAUGCAUGUGUUUUUGCAUAGAAGCAUUUAAAGAGGAAUUUUCCUCUUUGGUAUUAAUAUUUUUAUAUUUACCUUUUGAAAAGUAACAUUACUAUAACCUUACAUUUUCUUUAGAUAAUUAAAUGUAUAAACACAUUUAUCUAAACUUUGUAUACUCCGAUGUUUCAGAAUAAAUCCCUGGGGUGCAAGCUUACAUCUAAACAGCUAACUGACUGAACCAGGCAUGCCAUGUUUAUAAAACCUGCAGAAUG
This is a messenger RNA of Anguilla anguilla (European eel), 3684 nucleotides long. Its product is annotated as serine/threonine-protein kinase MAK-like. Gene Ontology annotation, molecular function: protein serine/threonine kinase activity; ATP binding. The record is from RefSeq and is a predicted model, not a curated record. Gene Ontology annotation, biological process: intracellular signal transduction; intraciliary transport; cilium assembly. The coding region runs from base 312 to 2435 and encodes 707 amino acids. The transcript has 16 exons. Lineage: Eukaryota; Metazoa; Chordata; Actinopteri; Anguilliformes; Anguillidae. Gene Ontology annotation, cellular component: cytoplasm; cilium; nucleus.